Messenger RNA from Saimiri boliviensis boliviensis (Bolivian squirrel monkey), 6087 nucleotides. RefSeq names its product leucine rich repeat transmembrane neuronal 2 (gene LRRTM2). NCBI's taxonomy places the organism in Eukaryota, Metazoa, Chordata, Mammalia, Primates, Cebidae. Gene Ontology annotation, molecular function: protein binding. The record is from RefSeq and is a predicted model, not a curated record.
AAAUCCAUUCUUGUGCCGUUUCUCGGAAAAGCUUUUCAGUAAAUGCACUCAUGCUGCUCCAGGAGCUCUUCUCUGCAACAAGCCACCCAUCUGCCAUCAACAAGUUAAGACCAAGAGAACUAACGGCUGCGGAAAGGAGACUGAAGCUUUGAUUAACCAGCUGAGCAGUUAGAGGUGGAGAAAUUUAGUAACUUAUAUUCAAAACUGAUUUAAGGAUCAGAGCAAUCACAGAAAAUGAAACCAAUGCUUUCCAGAGGAAUAUCUUAAGGAAAAAAACAACUCAUCCUGGUGGAUUCAAUUUUACUUGGAAAGCCUGAGACAACAGAAAACAGGAAACUGGUCAAAGGCUCCUACAUGUUAGAGCCUUUUACAGACUCACUGCGUUGAGUCUAACAACCGCGACUGAAUGCAGCCUCCAAUGUGCUCAGAAGAAUGGGCUUACAUUUCAAGUGGCCAUUAGGGGCCCCUAUGCUGGCAGCAAUAUAUGCAAUGAGCAUGGUUUUAAAAAUGCUGCCUGCCCUGGGUAUGGCGUGUCCACCCAAAUGCCGCUGCGAGAAGCUGCUCUUCUACUGCGACUCUCAGGGCUUCCGCUCAGUGCCAAACACGACAGACAAGGGCUCUCUGGGCCUGUCCCUGAGGCACAAUCACAUCACAGAGCUCGAAAGAGACCAAUUUGCCAGCUUCAGUCAACUUACCUGGCUCCACUUAGAUCACAAUCAAAUUUCAACAGUAAAAGAAGAUGCUUUUCAAGGACUAUAUAAACUUAAGGAAUUAAUCUUAAGUUCCAACAAAAUAUUUUACUUGCCAAACACAACUUUUACCCAACUGAUUAACCUGCAAAAUUUGGACCUGUCUUUUAAUCAGCUGUCAUCUCUGCACCCAGAGCUCUUCUAUGGCCUUCGGAAGCUGCAGACCUUGCAUUUACGUUCCAACUCCCUGCGGACUAUCCCAGUACGCCUGUUCUGGGACUGUCGUAGUCUGGAGUUUCUGGAUUUGAGCACAAACCGUUUGCGAAGUUUGGCUCGCAAUGGAUUUGCAGGAUUAAUCAAACUGAGAGAGCUUCACCUAGAGCACAACCAGCUGACGAAGAUUAAUUUUGCUCAUUUCCUACGGCUAAGCAGUCUGCACACACUCUUCUUACAAUGGAACAAAAUCAGCAACUUGACAUGUGGGAUGGAGUGGACCUGGGGCACUUUAGAAAAGCUAGACCUGACUGGAAAUGAAAUCAAAGCCAUCGACUUGACAGUGUUUGAAACAAUGCCUAAUCUUAAAAUACUCCUCAUGGAUAACAACAAGUUAAACAGCCUUGAUUCCAAGAUCUUAAACUCCCUGAGAUCCCUCACAACCGUUGGCCUCUCUGGCAAUCUAUGGGAAUGCAGUGCCCGAAUAUGUGCUCUGGCCUCCUGGCUGGGCAGUUUCCAAGGUCGGUGGGAGCACUCUAUCCUAUGCCACAGUCCUGACCACACCCAAGGAGAGGAUAUUCUAGAUGCAGUCCAUGGAUUUCAGCUCUGCUGGAAUUUGUCAACCACUGUGACUGUCAUGGCUACAACUUACAGAGAUCCAACCACUGAAUAUACAAAAAGAAUAAGCUCUUCAAGUUACCAUGUGGGAGACAAAGAAAUCCCAACUACUGCAGGCAUAGCAGUUACUACUGAGGAACACUUUCCUGAACCAGACAAUGCCAUCUUCACUCAGCGGGUAAUUACGGGAACAAUGGCUUUAUUGUUUUCUUUCUUUUUUAUUAUUUUUAUAGUGUUCAUCUCCAGGAAGUGCUGCCCUCCCACUUUAAGAAGAAUUAGGCAGUGCUCAAUGGUUCAGAACCACAGGCAGCUCCGAUCCCAAACACGACUCCAUAUGUCAAACAUGUCAGACCAAGGACCGUAUAAUGAAUAUGAACCCACCCAUGAAGGACCCUUCAUCAUCAUUAAUGGUUAUGGACAGUGCAAGUGUCAGCAGCUGCCAUACAAAGAAUGUGAAGUAUAAUAUCUACCCGUCAUCAAAAAUCACAUCAGAUAAGUAACCUAUUUUACAUAGUAGAGGCUAAAUACACAUCUAAUUUUUACCAAUGGUGACAUUAAGCCUAAUUUUCCAAACUAAGUGGAGACUUAGUUUUUGAAGUGUUGAAGUAUUUUUAAUUUUUUAAAUGGAACCAUAUUUUAAGUGUUAAAUGAAUCAAUGCUCACAUUAAUUUGCACUCCUGUUGGAAAGUCUAAAAUGCUUACUUCAAAAUAAGAAAUGUAUGUAAUUAUAUACAACUGUGUGUAAACCUUUACACUAAGGUCUCCAUAUGCUAUUUUUUUCUACUGAAAACAAUUUAGAAAGAAGUAUUGGGCAGAAACAGAUAAGGAUCAAUACCUGUUUGAUCAUUGCUCUCCAUCCCAUGUACCACAACUAUCUUGCUGCUUAAAAGGAGACUUAGUAAAGUUCUCUUGUAUGAUAAUUUGGUAUUUACUCAAAUCUUCAAUUUGCUACCAGUGUGGGAAGUAGAAUUUCAUGUAUGCUAAAGACUGGUAAAUAUUAAACAUUCUUCUUCCAGAGUUUUUGCCUGGGUUAGUAGAUAUUAUCAAAAGUCCUUAUUAUGAAAGCAGAACUCUUUAAUGUAAUUCUAAUAAGCUGACUGACUUUAAUAUAUUUACACAAUGAAUCCAAGUGACUGUGAAAAGGUCUCAUUACAAUGAAAUCAAUACUAAAUAAUUACACCGACUUCUUAUCAUACAUUUCUAGUUUCACUUAUAAUGGACAUGAUUUUUGUGGCAUUUAGGCAAUUGUUUUAAACUAGUAUUAAUUGUCAUUGUACUAACUUACUAAAUCCUAUGUUUACAACAAUAUGUGAAAAAAGAUUUAGAAAAUAUUUUGGAGAUAAGACAAACUGAGUCAAUUUAACAAUCCUGACAUGCUCCCUCCAAUGUAAAAGCACACAUACACAUACACAAAUACAUAUACACACACACACACACACACACACACACACUAUCUCUCUCUCUCUCUCUCUCACUCUCACUCUCUCUCUCUCUCAACUAUCAUGAUCAAAGAUGCCUUGACAAAGGGGUUUAAACCUCUUUCUUCUGCUUUUUCCUGAUCUUCAAACCUCAAAGAGCCAAGUAAAAAUAAUUGGCCAGUAACAGGCAUAACACUGAUUCUUGUAUUAUAAAGGAACCAUGGAAAAAAAGCACUUUCUAACUAUUAUAUAAUAAAUUUUGAUCUUUCAAUAAAGAUACGCAUUCACACUGUAAGUGCAGUUCAGUGUAGGUGAAGAAACACUGAGGUGAAUCUCAUGGUGGAACAACUCGACAUGGCUAUGCAGCCACACAGUUGUAACCUGAAGGCUGCACAGAGGUGAGGGAUUAAAAGGAAAGGCAGAUUUUGAAAUCUGACUCUCAGGUUAGCUGGAGUUACAAGACAGCCAAGAAUGAUUAUACACAAUCUGCACCAAACAGGGAAAGAACCUGCUGCUGAAAAGGGAAAGGGGGUAGAUCCUCCAAUGUAAAUAUAAACAUUCCAUAAUUAACAAAUGAUAAGAAUGCCACAUUUUUCAUGCAAAAAAGAAUCACAGGUACUCAGUUUCUUCAAUUAUGAUUUCUACAGAAAGUCUAUUACAUAUUUGGAAUUUAGAUGCAAGCUUCCCAUUCACACAGAAUUUUUUCAUAUAACAUCAUUCCAUAUAUUCAAAAAACUGUAAAAUUACAGCACUAACUUGAUUUUAGAAAAUUACUAUUUUUUACAACUGCCAUUUACUGUAUGUAGAAAAAAGGCAUAAUAUCUUAGGAAAAAAACACUACCAUUUUUAAAGUGAUCUUUUCCCUAACAUCAACAUUAACAUGGUAUCCUUCAUUCAGAGCAUAUUUUCUUCCCAGGAUUGAACUGAAAAUAACAGACUACAGUUAAAUCCAUAAGGUUUAAUCACAAUUUUUUUUCUUUAAUAAUAAGAGAUAGGUACCUUACUACCCUUCACCUAGCAUAUCUCAGUAAAAAGCAGACAAGAUCACAAAUUACAGUAACAAUAUGUUCUCUACAUUUUUAAGGUGGGCAGAUUAGUUUGUCAAAGUCUCAACCCAGUUCAAUUCAGUUGAUCUUGAGUGGUAUUUUUGUCUCUUGUUAAACCAGACCCUGGGCUUGUCUGGGCAGAGACAGAAGCUGAUUUAACAGGAUAGAGCACAGCAUCCUACUUCCCCACAGACAGGCUGAAUUAGAAGCCCCUGUUACAAAUAAGAGUUCCGUGAGCUAAAAUUUACCAACCCAUUUAUCAGAGUGACCACAGCCAUUUGUCAGGUGACAGACAGCCUGGUCACAACAGAACUGUGUCCUGAGCAUGCAAGAUUCCAUCAACCCUGAAGGACAGCAACAGAGUCUUUCCCAUCAUUCCAAACCACAACCAAAAUUAAGAUUCAAACUGGGAUGGGGAAGAAACCUCCUUCUUUGGCUGGGAAUCUCCACCUUAAUCCUUAAAGGACCAUAACUGGCAAAAUCCUUAGUGUACGGAGAAAAGCAAAUUGGAAAGCAAGCCAUUUACUAAUUCAGAGAAACAACAUAGCUAGUGAGGCAUACUUUCCAGUUGAAAAAAAAAAAAUCAAAAUUUUUUGCCCUCCAUUUUUUUUUUUUUUUUUUGGUGAUGCCCUUUAAGAAAAGUGAAUAACAGUAGUACCAAAAAGGUAUUUUCCUUUUUUAUUUAAAGCAAAAAUUUCCCUUUUUAAUUGCCUAUAGAAGGCAAGAUUUCCUUUAAUUUUUGUCCAUUUGUGUUUCAGAAUCAGCACAGGUUUGAAGAUUAGACUGUUAGUCAUCUGUGCUUUCUUUACCAAUUGGCUAGAACGGAACAGGAUCACAGCAACGCUGCGGAUCUUGGUUACACAGUGUCAGGGCUUUUGUUUUUUGGUGGGGUUUUAUCCUCUUCACCACCACCACUCAUUCCAUUUUUUUUUUUUUUUCCUAUUUUUAAGAUUAGGGGAAAAUGACCGUUAAGAACCAGAAAAAUAAUUAACCUCUCUGGAACUAGGAAAGAUAAAGAAGACUAUGAUAUCAUACCACCAAGAAACCAAAAACUAGUUUGAUAUCGUUUAUAUUCAUUUCUGAAGCUUGCCAGGGAUUUCAAUCACCUUUCUGAAAAGAGUGGGCUGAUAAACUUGCAAAUCCAUACACAACUCUGAGAAUACCCACUGCCAGCAUCAAAAAGCAAAGAUACUAAUUUUUAAGCCAAAAAUCUGUACUAACACAUGUAAUUUCUUAAUGUGCCUAAGUUAAUUUCUGUACCAAUUCAAUAAAUGGAAUUGACUGAACUUCCCAACGCCAUUAAUUAUUAAAAUCCAUCUGCUUAUUCUAAUGCUAGUCACCAAGAGCUAGACUCCAUCUUUCCAAUAAAAAUGAGCCCCAUGUAGAACUAGGUUUGAAUUCUAAAAUUCAAAACAGGCAUUUCAUUUUCUUAAGGCACACUUCCUACACACAGCUAUCAGGGGAAAAAGCUAUAAAUGUCCUGUUCUUUUUCUGAAGUGUGGAUAUCAAUACAAAAUUUGUUAAAGAAUAUUUUUAACAGCUGACUUACAUGAUCAUUUUCCUAAUACAGCAAUACAGCAACAGACCUAUCUGAAAAGUCUGUUUUGGGACAUACUUUUCAUAUCUUAUUGGUUAAAGCCCUUGAACCAGAAAAAGACAAGAAAAGAGACAAUAAGGCCAUCUAUAUAGAUAAUUAAAUAUUUCUCUAACCUGGAGCAAACUCAUAGUACUUGAAUAAGGCCAAAAACAAACAGAAAAUGACUGUUCGAGCUUUCAUUCUGCUAUUGCAAACAUUUGGAAACUUCUGCAACUCUUUCAACUAACAUUUUGUCCUCAGUGGGUUGUUUUUUUGUUUUAAAUCUGAUAUAUGGAAUGUUUGGUGAAACUUCCUAUCAACACUGAGACUGGAAACUCAAAGUACAGUCCAAAUACAUUGUGUUCAAUCACUUUCAAGAGCCAUCUUUCUUUUUGGGUGGGAGGUGGGCAGAUGGGUUGAGGGUGGGAAAAAAAUACUAUUAUUCAGGGGGUUUUGGGAGGGGGAGGGUAACAUAAAGAGCAGUGUACAGGAAAGUUUUGUUAUUAAAAUUGUGUCUACUAUAAAAA